Messenger RNA from Phyllostomus hastatus (greater spear-nosed bat), 4715 nucleotides. RefSeq names its product chromosome unknown C15orf40 homolog (gene CUNH15orf40). The transcript has 5 exons. Bases 142 to 606 code for a protein of 154 amino acids. Lineage: Eukaryota; Metazoa; Chordata; Mammalia; Chiroptera; Phyllostomidae. The record is from RefSeq and is a predicted model, not a curated record. Gene Ontology annotation, cellular component: cytoplasm.
CGCGGCCGUGGAGAAGCGAGUAUAGCUGCCGCCGGCCGGCAGGUGUCGCCCUUGUGCCGGAGCGGCCUCCGGCCGUGGUGUGCGCAGGCGCAGAAGGCGUUUCCGGCGCCGGCCUCCCGCGCCACCGCCUCCUUGGAGAGGAUGCUCGGGCUGGGCUGUGGACUGAGGCCGAUCGGAGCGGGACUUGGUGCUCGGGCCUCCGCCCGGCUCCCUGCGGGCGCCGCGAUGCCGAAAAAAGCUGGUGCGACGAACAAGGGUAAAAGCCAGAGCAAGGAGCCAGAGAGACCACUUCCUCAAUUAGGUCCUGUGGCAGUUGAUCCUAAAGGUUGUGUCACCAUAGCCAUCCAUGCCAAACCUGGCUCUAAACAAAAUGCUGUAACAGAUCUGACCCCCGAGGCUGUGAGUGUCGCCAUCGCGGCUCCCCCGUCAGAAGGAGAGGCCAACGCGGAGCUCUGUCGGUUUCUCUCCAAGGUCCUGGAGCUCAGGAAGAGCGAUGUGGUUUUGGAUAAGGGCGCUAAAUCUCGUGAAAAGGUGGUGAAGCUUCUGGCCUCCACGAGUCCAGAAGAGGUCUUGGAGAAAUUGGAGAAGCAAGUUGAGAAAAAAUAAAAGUUCUAAACAUCCCUGACCCCGAAUGGCUUGGAAAGUAUGACCUGGAUUUCAUGGCAUUACAGAACAGCCGGAGAGGACAGUCAAGAUGACCUGAGUCGGCCCCUUUUCUUUUGUGACGGGGCCUCUGAUCUCCCGAAGCUGAGAGACACUCGGGGUCGCACUGUGCACGGUGACGACCAGGACCCAGGUCCCUUGGCUGCUGGUUGAGUGCGGCCCGCCCCAACGGGAGACCGACAGGACACUGUCCCCACGCCACUGCCGGCGUUCUGGGGACGGCCUUCCACUCCGGUUUCCACGCGACGGGAAAACCGGUCCCUGCUGUGUAGUCUGUAUGUUUCAAAAUGCGUAUCUAUGUGCAAAACUGUCGUCUGCAUCUUUUUUAAAAUGCUUGAGCAUUUUGUGAGAAUGUAAGAAUAAUGGAGACUUGCACAGGCACACCUCUUCCCGUGGCCCUUUGCAGGGACCGGUGGUUUCACGCGCUGGAGGGCCGUGGCCGCUCUGUGCUGAGCAGUUCUCUCAGGGCCGCUUUCCCAGCGGCACUCGCUCGCUUCGUGUCUCCGGGUCACGUUUUGGUGAUUCGCACAAUAUUUCAUGCUUUUCGUUAUUAUUAUAUCUGUUACGGUGACCUGUGGACAGGGACCCUUGAUGUUUCUGUUGUCCUUGUUUCAUGGCACGGUGAACCGCACCCACACGAGACAGUGAACUUGGUGGAUAAGCGUGUGUGCUCUGGCCACUCCACCUGCCAGCUGUCCCUCCAUCUCUCCCCCUUCCCUCCGGCCUCCCUGUCCCCCGGGACACAGCAGCGGUGCAGUCAUCAGGCCGGAGGACCACCCGACAAUGGCCUCUCGGUGCCCGAGCGAGAGGAAGAGCCUCACGGCCCUCACUUUGCACCAGAAACUGGAGAUGAUCACGCUCAGCGAGGGGGGCGUGUCCAAGGCAGAGGUCGGCCGCAAGCCGGGCCUCCUGCGCCAGACCGUCCGCCAGGUCGGGAAUGCGAAGGAGAAGUCGCUGACGGAGAUGUAUAAGAUGUGUGAUGUAUGAGGAGAUGUAUGAUGAGAUCGACGUCGUUUUCACGCCGCGUCCGCGCUGCGGCCCGUGGGUCAGGGGGUCCUCUCAGCGCCAGGUCCUGCUAUUUGAGAAACACGUUCCGUGAGGCCAUGGCUGCUGUGGACCGCGGCUCCUCCGACGGGUCUGGGCAGAGUAAACUGAGAACCUUCGGGAAGGGGUUCACCAUUCCAGAAGCCAUCAAGAACAUACGUGACUCAUGGGACGAGGUCGGAAUCUCCACGCUCACAGGAGUCUGGAGGACGCUGAUCCCAGCCCCCCCAGAGGGCUCAGGGAGGGGCCGACGUCUUGCGCGGAGGAGGUCGCCGCGGACGUGGUGGACACCGCGAGAGACCUGGACCUGGGCGUGGAGCCCGAGGACGUGGCCGACUGGCUGCGGUCCCACGACGAGCCUCCGACGGACGAGGGUUUGCUGCUUGUGGUCAAGCAGAGAGGGUGGUGUCCCCAGACGGAGUCUCCCGCGGCGACGAAGAGGUGGGGCCUGCGGAAUUGGCGACAGGGGAUCUGGAACACUACGUGGGCUUGGUGGGCGAAGCGGCGUCAGGCUUUGAGAGGACGGACCACAGUUUUGAGAGGCGUUCCGCCGUGGGUAAAGUGCUGUCAAAUAGCAUUGCGUGCGACGGAAAAAUUAUUCGUGAAAGGAAGAAGCAGUCGGCGAGGCAAACGUCACUGUUGCCUUAUUUGAAGAGGUCGCCCCAGCCACCCCCGCCUUCGGCAACCACCACCCCGAUCGGUCAGCAGCCGCUGACAGCGAGGCGAGACCCUCCGCCAGCAAAGGGACUGCGACUCCCGGAAGGCUCAAACGACGGUUAGCAUUUUUCUGCUGUAAAAUACUUUUCAAGGUGUGUACGUCGUUCUGCUUACACCUCGCCCUGACAGAGCCCAAGAAAGAGGCAAAACCCAGCUCGUCCUGCCCCGGCGGCAGGAGCAGGAAACCUGGCUCCGGCGGCCUCUCCCCACCCACUCCUUUGCUAGGGGGGGGCCUCUCCCCACCCACUCCUUUGCUGGGGGGCUGGAGAGAGAGCCAGAGCGUGUAGGUGGUGCCUUUGCAGGGUUUAAAAUCCCAGGCGGCUGAAAACUCACACACGGAGGGAGGCAGUUCUUUCCUGGGCUGUGGGUUCCCAGCAUCCCCCCCUGUGCAAAAAUUCUAGGGAUUUGGGUAAGUAGUUCCUUUAACUAUAAUGCAGAAUAUCAAUUUUGGAACCUGCCAUGGCCCCCACGUCAGGUUUUUUAUUUAACACAUGUGCCUAGAGACUAAAAACGCAAGGACCUACUAGAUUUUCCAUUUUGGUCCAGGAGGGGGCACCACAGCGCCGAAGCGGAGAGCCGCCCAACGUGAAGAAGGCACUGAACUGCGCUGUCGGGAAGUCCCUCCUGCAGCGCCUGAGACCGGGGAUCCUUCCUGCCCCGUUUUCUCGUUUUCUCGUUUUCUCCGAGGCCCCUCGGAGGCUGCCGUCUCCCCAUGCCGUGAGCGUAGCUCAGGCUGGAACGUGGUGCCAGCCCAGGCCGGCUGGGUGCCCAGAAGGUCAGGGCCACUGCCGUGGAGGAGUCAGUAUGACCCCCAGUGCCUCCCUUAACUCACAGCUUUCAGAAAUCCCCUUCAGUUGAAGUUUUUGAGAAUGGAAUCGGGCUGGACGACCGACAGGGACUCAAUUCUAAAUGAGAGGCCAAAUGUACUCGUUUGAGUCGAGAACACGCCUGCCAGCGAGACUGGGCCGCGGCACCCCCUGGCGAGCACGUCCCGCGCCCCGCCCCUUUGGGCCGUCUCCUCCGCCAGCUGUUCCGAGGCCACCUGGAGGGCGUGGGGUCGGGGGCGGGGGAAAGCGCGUGGCCGUCUGGAGCUCGCGUUUCUGCCGCGGGGAGCGGCCCCGUGUGUCUCCCAGCCCCUCCCCUGGGACGGUACCGGACACUGGGGAUGGAGGCACAGGCGCUGCCUUUUUCUGAGCUCCGGGGGCGACACCGCCUACGUCUCCCCACACAGGCUCUCUUCAGGGAGUCCUUACGAUGCAGUGGAGAUGCCCGGCAUUCCAUGACCCUGUUCCGGCUGUGUGUCCAGCCGUCUGUCUGGUCCCCUUGCUGUGAGAGUUCGGGGGGGGCACAGGCCGACACUCUGCGGCACCAGUUGUAGACUGUGGUCAUUUCUGCGUGAAGCUCCCCUCACCCGCCGUGCCGUUUGACUUUCGCAGUGGCUUUCAAGCUGUGUCAGAGCCUUAGGUUUCCCUAGUGACACCUGGGGGUGGGAGCAUCGUGGGGAGUCGGGGGGCGAGGCAACAGAACGCUGAGCUUUUUGUCCUCCCAGAGCUGUGCUUCCGACGCGGGCCCGGCCACCACACGUGGCUGGUGAGCGCUGGCAGGGUGGCCAAUCAGGUUUCAGAAUAAAAGGUGAAAGUGUCAUCAAAAUAACAGCCACGUUGGAGACACCACCAAGAAAGAAGAUGUCGAACGUGGCAUGUGAUUCGGCGGGUGGGACAGAGGAAGGGGAGCGAGGGGAGGGAGGCGGCCGGAGCAGAGACCGAGAGGACGUCAGCUCCUCCCUCGCUGGAGUCUGAGGAAGGGAAGCCAAGAGGUGGAACCGACAAACACGUGAAGGUGUCGUCAUCAAGGAAGUCCUGGAAAAAUGAUGAGACAAAGGUGCAGACGUAAGGCACAGCGUCCCGGUGGAACACGAACCAAGGGUGACCGACGACGGAACACGACCUGGUCCAGUCCUCCGAUUUAGAAUGUGACAACUCACCGCCGUCCAAACGGGAAACUGGAGUCACGGGCGGGGGGUGAGGGGGCACACACCUGCACGCUCACGUGUCAUGGGGGGACUGAACGGCUGCAGUGUUUGUUUUAGGGAAUGGGGUGGCGUUUAUUAAAACUGAAAGCACCAGUCCUUUGACCCCCCCCCCCAGUUCCACUUUUGCAGACGACCCCACAGAGCACGUCCGAGCACCGGAGGACGCGGGAAGCAGUGGGCGUCGUCAGCAGGGCGGAGAACGGGAGACGGCCCAGUGUCCGCCUGGAGCAGAACGGUCGUGCUGUCAUUCGGAAAAUCC